CAGCUCAAUUGACACGAACAUAGCGAUUUGGAUCUAUCCUUAGUAAACGGUUACCAGUAUAACGUGUGUCACCAGAAAUUUAGAAUAUUUGACUUCAGAUACAGUUUGUGAAUGUGGAUAUGACAUUGAAACCGUGAUUCCGUGACACUGUUUCUAUGCUGGGUGUUGUGCUGGAGAAGAGCCAGUUGUCCUCCUCUGUGCUCAACAAGGACGGCGUUAUCCUCCUCUUCAUCAAUCAUGCCUUCUUCACGGUCAUUAUGCUGGGAUUCAUCCUGCUGCUCCUUAGCCUCAUCAACACGUCAGUAGCCGCAGCAAACCUCAUCCCCUCCGUCACUAUCCUAAUCACAUGCUUUGUUAUGGUCAACGUCAACAUGUUGUUAGCCAAUUACUUAGUACAGUCAAUUCAGGCGCAACUUAGCAAUGGAUAACUCAUAGAACUCUUCCAGCUGAAUUGAGAAUUUAGUUUUGUGCAGUACAAGUAAGAAUCAAAAGAACUCUACACGGCUGGGUUCCAAGAUUGACUUUGUGGAUUCUUCAGUCCUGAAGGACAAGCUCGUACUUUAUGGUGAGGUGGCCUAAAACUUUUGGUACAUUCGGCUAAGAACAACUAAAUAGAAAUUGCAUGUAAAUAUACACGCCUUUAAAACUGGCUACAUUUUGGUGUAAGCUGUAGAGAGAUCAAGUUCCAGUAAAUUAUCAUUUCCGGGUUUUGCAGGAACGUUUGUUUUGUAAUCGGAUCUGUAGUUGUAAGCUCUCACAUGUUGUCACUGGAAUUAGAGGAAUCUGUGCGUGGCCUUAGCUUCGAUUUAGAUCAUCUGGCCGGGAGAGCUGACUGGGCAACUCGCAUCAUUAACCGAGAGAGCCUGGUGCUGCUCUUUGUCAACUACACGUUUUUCUGUGUGAUUAUGCUUGGUUUUAUCUUGUUCCUUUUGUGUUUGACUCAUACUGCAGCUCCCGCUAUUGAUAUGAUCACAUCCAUGACCAUUCUAGCUGUGUGUUUUGUCAUGGUCAACAUGAUUGUGGCAAACUACUUAGUACAUACCAUGAACAUCAACAAGGAAUUGAGGAUACUUUUGUGAAUAAUUUAGGUUUUUCCUAAGGAGGGUCUUCAGCAGCAUUGUAUGUCAUACUCUGUGGAUAUACUGUAGAGAACAAUUCUGAGAACCUAUGGGGUUUUUAGACUGAUGCAUGAUGCAGUCAGAGGCUAAUGCACAGCAGCCCUCAGGGUUGACAGUUCCAGGUCAUAGAGCAAAUGUACAGCUGCCCAAUGGUAAGAUAAAUGCCAUAGGAACAGGAAACAGACCAGGGCUGAAUGACACAUCGGUCAAGGGGCAAGAUACUGGAACAGUGGCGGCAGGCAUGGCAACCACUCCAUUAAGUCCCAGCUCUAGUUUCACCACUUCCCAGCUGAACAGCUCUCAAGACCUGAUCAGUGCAGUUUGUUUUUCCUACUGGGAUAACAUUUUGGGACCAAGAAUUCAACACACCUGGUAUGCCAGCAAUCAUCAACCACUUCACAACAGCACGCUGUUACACAUCUGCAGUCAGACAUUGAAUGGAGAGAUUUGCAGAGAUGUAGCCACCAGCCAUGUGGAUUAUAAGUUCUACACCAUGCCAGAUAAGGACAUUGUGGUGGCAGGUUUCAUCUUCAGUGCCAAAAAUGUGUAUGGACUUGGAGUUCACUCUCUUGCAUUAGUUAUUCCUCAUAAAGAAAUGUCCAGAUAUCUAGAAAAACAUGAACUAAUUCAUCGGUGGAUAUUUCGGCUGACAGGCAAAUUAAAAGUUCUUCUAAAUAAGCAGGAUGUAGCAGAGAAAGCGCUGAGGAAAUUCACAGCAUAUCUGACAAACCUCAUGCUUAUGCUAUCAUCGCUGCAGGGAUUUGGUCUCCCCAGGAAAAUAGAGAUAAAAGACACAACCUUUUCCCCAUCACACAACAUAGAGAGUGAGUUUAUACAGAAAGCUAUAGCUUCACACUUGAUCACGCUGGGACGUAGUGUUGUUGUGGGAAAAACCCCAGAGCGAAUAAAUUUGGUGAUUUCUACCCUGGCCAUGUUCAACUCUCCAGCAGAGAGGGUGUGUUCGCGCUACGUUCAGAAACAGGUGCUUCUUCCUUAUCACCAGGAUCUCUGGUUACAAGGAAUUCUAGUGACAUCUGGGGACAUGCUGGAUAUACCAACCAAAGAAAUUCUUUGCAGUAAAUUCCCAACCACAAUUGUCAACAUAACCAAUAGGAAAAUUCUACAGUCUCCUCCGUGUAACGUACAUAACUUACGCCACCACGAGACUGUCAAAGAUGAACUGGUGUGCCUGCAUUAUGGUCAGACUGAUGAGAUGACCUUUCCCAGCAUGUUCCAACCAGCUGAUUAUCCAGAAACCUACAUCAGCAGAUUGACUAAAGAGAUCAAUCUGCUUCACCCAGCCUGUGGGGUGAGGGAGGCCUACAUCGCCCAGUUCAUGCUGUUUCUGCACAGGAAAGCUUUGGCUCUCAUUAAGUAUGUGGAAGCCGAGACAAACCAGGGUGCUAACUCAACAAAGGUUCAUGUGAAGAAGUUAAGAGCAGACCUGAAUCUUACUGCGGAAGGGGAUUACCGUAUUGUAAUGGCUGUGGCGGAGAAACUUAAACCAGGCUUGUACUGUUACAUUCUGGGUGAUCGAAGACACGAGGCUGAACAGCAGAUCAACGACAACGCUUAGUAAUAUUAUACUUUUCACAGUGGUCCCCAGGCCAACAUAUAUUGGCAUGCAGUGUCAUGCUGGUACUUUACCCAGUGGUCCCCAGGCCAACAUAUAUUGGCAUGCAGUGUCAUGCUGGUACUUUACCCAGUGGUCCCCAGGCCAACAUAUAUUGGCAUGCAGUGUCAUGCUGGUACUUUAAUGUGUGGGCGUGUGUGUGUGUGUAUGACAGCAGACUUAAUACUCUGUUUAUACGAGCAAAUUUAACAGUUUUACGUGUGAAAGUAUGGUGGCUUACAUGCAGGUAGACACAGUGGUGUCCACAAAGAGACAAAAUGGUGUAAGUGUCAGCAAACAGGUAUGAUCAAACAAACUGGUAUCCCGUAUGAAUUAAACACAGUUGUAUGAGUAUCAACAAGUAGGCCAUCUAGUAUGAGUAUCAACAGGUAGGGCAUCUAGUAUGAAUAUCAACAGGUAGGCCAUCUAGAAUGAG
This is a messenger RNA of Liolophura sinensis, 3166 nucleotides long. RefSeq names its product guanine nucleotide exchange factor C9orf72-like. Gene Ontology annotation, biological process: autophagy; endocytosis. The coding region runs from base 1189 to 2694 and encodes 501 amino acids. Gene Ontology annotation, molecular function: guanyl-nucleotide exchange factor activity. The transcript has 9 exons. NCBI's taxonomy places the organism in Eukaryota, Metazoa, Mollusca, Polyplacophora, Chitonida, Chitonidae. The record is from RefSeq and is a predicted model, not a curated record. Gene Ontology annotation, cellular component: autophagosome; endosome.